Messenger RNA from Pseudogymnoascus verrucosus, 4815 nucleotides. RefSeq lists its product as uncharacterized. The transcript is spliced from 3 exons. Gene Ontology annotation, molecular function: ATP hydrolysis activity; ABC-type transporter activity; ATP binding. Bases 522 to 4733 code for a protein of 1403 amino acids. Gene Ontology annotation, biological process: transmembrane transport. NCBI's taxonomy places the organism in Eukaryota, Fungi, Ascomycota, Leotiomycetes, Thelebolales, Thelebolaceae. Gene Ontology annotation, cellular component: membrane. The record is from RefSeq and is a predicted model, not a curated record.
UGCUUAUACGGGCCUAAGAUCGAUGUCGGCUAUCGGAUUAUGGCUGUUGUUGGUGUAGGUGUUUGUGCUCGGAGUUAAGAGGUUUGGAGAUAAUCCAUUGUUAAACAUGCUGUCCAUACUCAGUACGACCCUUUGUAAGGCACCAGGCACGGCAGUCUGACAUGGCUGAGAUUCUCGGGUGAUUGAAACAGAUUCUAUGCGGAUUUGAAAUGGCAUUUCAGUCCCUGUCAGCAAUUCAGCAUGCUGACCAACAAGACCGAGAGCCGCUUCAGCUAAUCCAACCGCCCUUGCUUUCUGUGACCGCCACCAAUGUCUAAGCGUAAUCAUCUCAAACCCCGGAACCAACCCCAUCCAAGUCACAAUGUACGGUGAUGCUAUGCGAUCCUUUGACAAUGUCUCGUGUCUCUCUAGUCUGGAAUGUCAUAGAGUAGAAGCAACAUGCCUUCCGCUCCCCCUUUUCACUAUACGCCUACGCCUGCGCCUACCUAAAGCAAGGGUUGCUCUGUAUUAUCGCCAUCACGAUGGCGAUGAUCUUGAAUGAUACGGGUAACGGCACCGACAAGUCGAACAAGACUGAACAAGACAAUAGUCAGCAAGAAUGGGCACUGAAGUCCAAAUUCGCCGCGUUCCAGGAGCGAGACAAAGCAUCUGGCUUUCCAGGACGACAUCUCGGCAUAACAUGGAAGGAUCUCACAGUUGAGGUCUCCAGUCCUCAUGCCGCCAUCCAUGAAAAUGUCAUAUCCCAGUUGAACAUCCCAAAACUAAUCAAGGAGUCACGACAUGGAGCUACGCUAAAGACCAUUCUCGAUAACAGCCAUGGCUGCGUAAAGCCCGGAGAAAUGUUGCUUGUCCUGGGCCGGCCCGGAUCGGGCUGUACGACUCUGCUCAACAUUCUAGCCAACCAGCGAAACGGAUAUGGAAAGAUCUCUGGAGAUGUGCACUACGGCACCAUCAAGGCUGAAGACGCGAAACGUUAUGCUGGCCAGAUUGUCGUAAACGGGGAGGAGGAAAUCUUUUUCCCGUCGCUGACUGUGAAGCAAACGAUGGACUUUGCGACUCGACUAAAGAAGCCCUUCAACCUGCCUGAUGGGGUGGCAAGUCGAGAGGAGCACCGUACAGAAAUGCGAGAUUUUCUGUUAGAAUCCAUGGGCAUUGAGCAUACCGUGGACACGAAAUUGGGAGAUGCCUACAUUCGUGGAGUUUCGGGCGGUGAGAGGAAACGGGUGUCCAUUGUUGAGUGUUUGGCAUCUAGAGGAAGCAUCUUUUGUUGGGACAACGCCACUAGAGGUCUCGAUGCUAGCAAUGCUUUGGAGUAUGUUAAGGCAAUUAGGGCUAUGACGGACAUCCUUGGCCUCAGUUCUAUUUUCACGUUAUACCAGGCCGGCAAUGGUAUCUACAACCUGUUUGAUAAAGUCCUUGUCUUGGACGAAGGUAAGCAGAUAUACUAUGGUCCUAUGGUGAGUGCUCAGCCUUUCAUGGAAAGGCUUGGCUUCAUCUGUGAUCAUGGUGCCAACGUUGCCGAUUACUUGACGGGCAUUACUGUGUCUACAGAGAGAAAGAUUCAAAAGGGCCAGGAGCGUAGCUUUCCUCGAACCUCGGACGCUGUUCGAGAGGCAUAUAAGGGUUCUCUCAUCUACCAGCAAACGAGGACAGAAUGCGAUUACCCGUUGACGGAUGAUGCCAUAGCCAAUACGAACCAAUUUUGCAAAGGGGUAGCUAUGGCAAAGGACAAGAGGCUACCCGCUAGCAGCCCUAUGAUGGUCGGGUUUUCAGACCAGGUCAUUACCUGUGUACACCGUCAGUAUCAAAUUCUCUGGGGUGACAAGGCGACAUUUUUUAUCAAGCAGAUAUCGACAGUGGUCCAGGCACUCAUGGCAGGUUCGCUAUUCUACAACGCGCCAGACACAUCAGCCGGCCUGUUUAUGAAGUCUGGUGCAUGCUUCUUCGCCAUAUUUUUCAACGCGCUCAUGUCCAUGUCCGAGGUUACCGACUCCUUUACUGGAAGGCCCGUCAUACUCAAGCAUAAGUCGUUUGCGUUCUUCCACCCUGCGGCGCUUUGUAUCGCCCAAAUCGCAACCGAUAUCCCAGUCGUCCUGUUCCAGGUUUCGGUUUUUUGCUUGGUAAUAUACUUCAUGGUUGGGUUAACCAUGUCGGCUGGCGCAUUCUUCACGUUUUGGGCUGUUGUUGUGGCAACAACUAUGUGCAUGACAGCCUUUUUCAGAGGAAUUGGUGCUUCAUUUGGUACCUUUGAUGAGGCGUCUAAGGCUUCUGGUUUCAUAAUUGUCGCCUGCAUGAUGUAUUUGGGCUAUAUGAUUCCUAAACCAGCCAUGCAUCCAUGGUUUGUCUGGCUCUUUUGGAUUAAUCCAAUGGCCUAUGGAUUUGACGCAAUAUUAUCUAAUGAGUUUCACAACAAGAUUAUUCCUUGCGUGGGAAAUAAUCUGGUUCCUAGCGGCCCUGGAUUCUCCGAUUUGAGCCACCAGGCUUGCGCUGGUGUUAGUGGUGCUAUAUCAGGACAGGCAUUUGUUAAUGGUGAUAAUUAUCUUGCUUCAUUAUCCUACAGCCACGCUCACAUCUGGAGAAACUUUGGAAUUGUUUGGGCGUGGUGGGCACUGUUCGUUGCGUUAACUAUUUGGUCGACCUCGAAAUGGGCAUCUUCGACUGAGAAUGGGCCGCGCUUGGUCAUUCCCAGGGAGCGCGCUCAAACUGUGACAACUCAACGCCAGAUCGACGAAGAGGGGCAGGUCGAUGAAAAGGUGACGAUGCCAUCGGGAAGCGAUGCCGAAGCUACUCUUGGAUCAGAGGAAGGACAGCGACAAGCAAAUCUCAUUCGCAACUCAUCGAUAUUCACCUGGAGGGACCUAUCAUACACAGUUAAAACUCGAUCUGGUGACCGUAUUCUACUAGACAAUGUGCAAGGCUACGUUAAACCCGGCAACUUAACUGCCCUUAUGGGAUCCUCUGGCGCGGGAAAGUCGACUCUUCUCGACGUGCUCGCCCACCGCAAGACUGAAGGAACCAUUCGCGGCUCAAUCAUGGUUGAUGGUCAGCCGCUUCCCAUAUCCUUUCAGCGGUCAGUGGGAUACUGCGAACAGCUUGACGUUCAUGAGCCCUACGCCACUGUCCGUGAGGCGCUCGAGUUUUCAGCCCUCCUCCGGCAAAGCCGCGAGACGCCACGUGAAGAGAAACUAGCUUACGUCGAGACGAUUAUAGAUCUUCUUGAGCUACAUGAUCUUUCUAAUACGCUUAUUGGACAAGAAGGCACUGGGUUAAGCAUUGAACAACGCAAACGCGUUACUAUUGGUAUUGAGCUGGUUUCUAAGCCUGGAAUUCUCUUUCUUGACGAGCCGACCUCGGGACUAGACGGCCAGUCCGCCUUCCAUACUGUUCGCUUUCUUCGGAAGCUAGCCGCCGUGGGUCAGGCCGUGCUCGUGACGAUCCAUCAGCCGUCAGCUCAGCUAUUCGCCCAGUUCGACAAACUACUACUGCUUACCAAGGGAGGCAAGAUGGUAUACUUUGGAGAUAUCGGCGAGAUGGCCAACACCGUUAGAGAAUAUUUUGGUCAAUACGAUGCUCCAUGCCCCGUUAAUGCUAAUCCGGCUGAGCACAUUAUAGACGUCGUUUCGGGCACUCUAUCCGCCGGUAAAGACUGGAAUGCCGUUUGGCUAUCCUCACCUGAAUACAAGGCUAUGAACCUGGAGCUAGACCAAAUUAUUAAGCACGCUUCAGCCAAACCGCCCUCAGAAGACACCGCAGAUGGACGUGAGUUUGCGUUGCCACUUUGGGAGCAAACAAAGCUUGUGACGGAGCGUAUGAAUGUUUCCCUGUUUCGCAACACCGAAUACGUCAAUAACAAGGUUAUGCUACACAUCAUCUGCGCUCUCCUCAACGGCUUCUCAUUUUGGAAAGUUGGAGAGUCUGCUAGCGAGUUGCAGCUGAAGCUCUUUGCGAUUUUCAACUUCAUCUUUGUGGCACCAGGUGUACUAGCUCAGCUUCAGCCCCUUUUCAUCCACCGCCGUGAUAUCUACGAAACACGCGAGAAGAAGGCUAAGAUGUACUCCUGGGUCGCAUUCGUUACCGGACUUAUUGUGUCGGAGAUUCCAUAUUUGAUCUUCUGCGCUAUAAUAUACUUCCUGUGCUGGUACUACACUGUUGGAUUUCCGGCGACAACUUCACGGGCUGGGGCAACAUUUUUUGUCAUGCUUAUGUACGAGUUUUUGUAUACGGGAAUGGGCCAGUUCAUCGCCGCCUACGCCCCUAAUGCCGUAUUUGCGGCACUGACGAACCCGAUGUUGAUUGGCGCUUUGGUUUCCUUCUGUGGUGUCUUGGUUCCGUAUCAUCAAAUCCAGGAAUUCUGGCGCUAUUGGAUCUACUAUCUUAACCCAUUUAACUACCUCAUGGGCAGUUUAUUGGUAUUCAACCUCUGGGGAAUCAAUGUACAGUGCACCGAGGGUGAAUUCGCAGUAUUUAACCCUCCCGAUGGGCAGACCUGUGGAGAGUAUACGACCAGCUAUCUCGCUCAUGCACCUGGCCACCUCGUCAACCCGGAUGCAACGUCUGGGUGCAAAGUUUGCUCCUUUGAAAAUGCUUCCGACUAUCUCAAGACCUUGUAUCUAGAGGAAUACUCGUACGGAUGGAGGAAUGCGGGAAUUGUAGUCCUAAUGGUGUUUAGCUCCUACGGGCUGGUUUAUGCGCUAAUGAAGCUUCGAACUAAGACAUCUAAGACGGCUGAGUAGAAAUACGUAGUUCAAAAAUAAAUAUAUAGUUAUAGAUUGGGUAUUUAUGUAGAUAGACGAUAUAGAUAAGAUUCUGCUUGCG